UUUCGGAGUCCUGCGUACAAAAAGGCUCUGGUCGUGCUGAGAGUUUGUUUUGUAGUUGGGAAUGUCCUUUGGUGUGUGCUAACCCCAGUGUUUGGUAGUAGUCAAGCUGAUGAGCCCGCGGCGCGUCGUGUCUCUUCGCACAGCACAUAAUUGAGUAACAAUUUAUUGGAGCAGAGAGAAGGGCGCGCUAGCUAGCGCACUGCAGGAAUUUUCAGACGAGAUAGCCCACUGAGAUACAAGCACAGCGGGCGACACGUGGUGAGCGACAGAAGGCUGAGCGAGCACGGCAGGUCAGCAAAGACACGCUAAGUCACGCUAAGACCCGCUAAGAUCCGAGAGGCAUUGUCCAGGAUAGCGUUGAUCAAACAUGGAUGUGGUGAAUAUCACCUACACUGGUGCCUGUGCCCUGCCCACGGUUUCACCGCUAUGUGCCAAGCUGGAGGGCUACUGGCAGCAGGAGUGGGAGGCUAAGAAAGAUGCCAGGGUGGCUGAUUGGGCUCUGAUGGACUCGCCUCUUCCCACUCUCCUCCUCACGUUAGCGUAUCUCGUCUUUGUACGGCUGGUUCCCGUAAUGAUGGAGAAGCGCAAGGCGUUUGAGCUUCGCACAUCAAUGGCCGUCUAUAAUCUCGCAAUGGUCAUCUUCAAUCUUUACAUGAUGCUAGAGUUCUAUGGCUCUACUCGGCACCUCUCCAAUCGUUUCUGCUUACCCAUCGACUACAGCAACGACCCGCAAGCUGUGAGACUGGCGCACGUAUGCUGGUACUACUACAUAUCAAAGCUGCUGGAAUUUACCGACACGGUGAUGUUUAUUCUGCGUAAGAAGAAUGGCCAGGUGACGUUCCUUCAUGUCUACCACCAUAGUACGAUGUUCAUGCUAUGGUACAUUGGUGUCAAGUGGGUGGCUGGUGGAUUGUCGUGGUUUGGUGCCUGCUUGAACUGUGGCAUCCACGUGAUCAUGUAUCUGUACUACUUCCUGGCUGGCCUGGGCCCAGGGUUCCGCAAGUACCUCUGGUGGAAGAAGUACAUGACUACAUUCCAACUGACUCAGUUCUUCAUCUGCCUCGUGCACGGCAUCUACUCCUUCUACAAUCGCUGCGACUUCCCUUUCGGCAUCCAGAUAGCAUACUGUAUCUACAUAUCUAGCCAUGUUGCGUUGUUUGGAAACUUCUACAAAAAGGCCUAUCUGAAGAAGACACCGCAAUCAGCCACCGCAAAACAGAAUGGGGUCAAGACAGAAUGAUGCCUUCUGCGGUCGGGAGUGGUGCCGUGGCCCGAUGCCAAUGGCGCUUCUCUCGCUUUAUCUCUCUCUCGUUUUCUCUUUCUCUCCCCCCCCCCCCCUUCUCUCUCUCACUCACCCCAUCUCUCCCCAAUGUUCCCAGUCCUCAUCGGAAAACAUCUCGAACUCUUUGCUAGAAUUACCUAACAUAUUCCUAUACUCAUGUACUAUUUCUGGUCAACGCAAUAGAUGUAAUUUUUUCUGGUUAGAACAGGCGACGCAGAGACAAAAACAA
Molecule: messenger RNA, 1511 nt
Organism: Sycon ciliatum
Lineage: Eukaryota; Metazoa; Porifera; Calcarea; Leucosolenida; Sycettidae
Product: very long chain fatty acid elongase 4-like
Exons: 8
Coding region: 368-1240 (290 amino acids)
Biological process (GO): very long-chain fatty acid biosynthetic process; fatty acid elongation, polyunsaturated fatty acid; fatty acid elongation, saturated fatty acid
Cellular component (GO): endoplasmic reticulum membrane
Molecular function (GO): fatty acid elongase activity
Source: RefSeq, a predicted model, not a curated record